AUGGCCGGCGGAAUGAUCGUGCGCCCUUCAUCCGACCUCUCCCUCCUAGCUCGCUUUCCCUUCCUCGGCGUGGUCGCAGUCCUUGCGCACGAUGUCCGCGAUCACCUUUCGAGUUGCGCCGACCGGCGCUCGACGACGGCCGGAAGUCUCGUGGCGCCCACGCCUGCGUAA
Messenger RNA from Fonsecaea erecta, 171 nucleotides. RefSeq lists its product as hypothetical. Bases 1 to 171 code for a protein of 56 amino acids. Lineage: Eukaryota; Fungi; Ascomycota; Eurotiomycetes; Chaetothyriales; Herpotrichiellaceae. The transcript has 2 exons. The record is from RefSeq and is a predicted model, not a curated record.